Molecule: messenger RNA, 2080 nt
Organism: Ictidomys tridecemlineatus (thirteen-lined ground squirrel)
Lineage: Eukaryota; Metazoa; Chordata; Mammalia; Rodentia; Sciuridae
Gene: C8b
Product: complement C8 beta chain
Biological process (GO): complement activation
Cellular component (GO): membrane attack complex
Molecular function (GO): protein binding
Source: RefSeq, a predicted model, not a curated record
UGCCAUUCACUGUGUGGCUUUCCAUGCAUCUGGGAGCCUUUCUGGAUCUCCUGUCACAUGAAGAAAAGGAAGACAGAGGCCUGGGCCUGGAGGGCACUGGCAGAGAUGUCUCUUCUCUGUGUUGCCCUGGGUGGUCUCAGUUUGCCUGGCUCUAGAGGUGAAAGGUUGUGUCCCUUUGAGUCAAGUAAAGUCAACAGGAGCCUUGCUAAGAGCAGACAGACGCGGAGUGUGGAUGUCCCCGUGAUGCCUAUUGAUUGUGAACUGUCCAGCUGGUCCUCUUGGACUGCCUGUGACCCCUGUCAGAAAAAAAGGUACAGGCAUGCCUAUCUCCUCCAGCCUGCUCAGUUCCAUGGGGAGCCGUGCGACUUCUCUGACAAGGAAGUUGAAGACUGUGUUACCAGCAGACCAUGCAGAAGUCAAGUGCGAUGCGAGGGCUUUGUGUGUGCACAGACUGGGAGGUGUGUCAACCGCAGACUUCUUUGCAAUGGGGACAAUGACUGUGGAGACCAGUCAGAUGAGGCAAACUGUAGAAGGAUUUAUAAAAAAUGUCAGCACAAAAUGGAACAAUAUUGGGCGAUUGGCAGUCUGGCCAGUGGGAUAAAUUUGUUCACCAACAGUUUGGAGGGCCCAGUUCUUGAUCACAGGUAUUACGCUGGUGGAUGCACCCCACAUUAUAUUCUGAACACCAAUUUUAGGAAGCCCUACAACGUGGAAAGCUUCACCCCCCAGACUCAAGGAAAAUAUGAAUUUGCACUAACUGAAUAUGAAUCAUACUCAGAUUUUGAGCACAAUGUCACAGAGAAAUCUACUGCAAAAUCUUCUUUCAGCCUUGGUUUUAAAAUACCUAAAGUAGUUGAACUUAACAUUAAUGAGCAAAGCAAUCAAGGCAAACAUUAUAUUAGCAGAAUCAAACAAUUUUCUCAUACGAAAAGUAAGUUUCUGCACGCACGCGCUGACCUUGAAGGAGCACAUUACAAGCUGAAAUCCAGAAACCUCAUGCUCCAUCAUGAAUUCCUUCAGCGAGUCAAGCUCCUGCCCCUGGAGUACAGCUACGGGGAAUACAGAGACCUCUUCCGCGAUUUUGGGACCCACUACAUCACAGAGGCCGUGCUCGGGGGCAUUUACGAAUACACGCUCAUUCUGAACCAAGAGGCCAUGGAGAGAGCAGAUUUUUCUCUUAAUGAUGUCCAUGACUGUGCCAAAGAAGAUUUCCAGUUUGGUGUAACCAUCAAAAAAGUCGACGUGAAACUGGGUAUAUCAGAAAAUAAAUGCAACAGGAUUCUGAAUGAAAUCAAAGAUAGAAACAAGAGGAACACCAUGGUGGAGGACUUGGUGGUCCUUGUACAAGGAGGAGCAAGUGAGUACAUCACCACCCUGGCCUACAAGGAGUUGCCGACAGCCGACCUGAUGCAGGAGUGGGGAGACGCCAUGCAGUACAACCCAGCCAUCACAAAAAUCAAGGCAGAGCCUCUGUAUGAGCUGGUGACUGCCACGGAUUUUGCCUAUUCCAGCACAGUGAGGCAGAACAUGAAGCAGGCUCUAGAGGAGUUCCAGAGGGAAGUCAGCUCCUGCCACUGUGCUCCCUGCCAAGGGAAUGGAGUCCCUGUCCUGAAAGGUUCGCGCUGUGACUGCAUCUGCCCUCUGGGUUUCCAAGGCCCCGCCUGUGAGGUCACCUCUGGGGAAGACAUCCCCAUUGAUGGGAAGUGGAGUUGCUGGUCCCAGUGGUCUCCGUGCUCUGGAGGACAUAAAACCAGACAAAGGCAGUGUAACAAUCCACUUCCUCAGAAUGGGGGCAGCCCCUGCUCAGGCCCAGCUUCCGAAACACUCAGGUGUUAGGGGAGGGAGCGCUUCCAGCAGGUGGCCCAGCUGUGGGCUUCCCACGGGGUGAGCUCUGGACCUCAAGAUGCAAGCACUCACCCCACACCAGCUCCCACCAGGCCUGACUGAGGGCAGAAGGAAGGGCCACCCGGGCCUUAGGGUACAAAGUUGAUUUGUGAAAUGUAUUUAUGGAUUUGAAUAAAGAGUGAGUUUAAACCAAAGUCACCGCUCCCUGAAGAAGUAAAGCCUCCUUGAAAUCUCA